This is a messenger RNA of Plutella xylostella (diamondback moth), 2099 nucleotides long. Its product is annotated as kelch-like protein 10. The record is from RefSeq and is a predicted model, not a curated record. Lineage: Eukaryota; Metazoa; Arthropoda; Insecta; Lepidoptera; Plutellidae. Gene Ontology annotation, molecular function: protein binding.
UCGGGAAAAAACAUGAAUCUGGGAAAAAACUAGCAACUUGCACCCAUUAUUUUCCAAAACUCGUUAUCAUUCUGAAAACCUACAUUUAAAUUAUUUAUGAAUAUGUUUGACAGAGGAAACAAAUGAACCAGCCAGCUGUUUUUUGUAAACAUUGUCAUCGUGACAUUGCCAAAUUUCGACCGCCGUUUUCGAAAGGGAUGGAAUUUAUUACAAAACAUCGAAAAUUAUGCAAAACUAAAAGUUCUGCUCGUAUUCCUUCCUCGACAAAACCUCGUCAAAACAAAAGGAAGACUGUAACCCGUAAACGAAAAUGUGCAUGUUUUCCAGAAAAUUAUUCCGUAGUUGAGUUCCCAGCUAUAUGGAAUGAACUCAGACAAAAUGGACAGUUAUGCGAUGGAACGAUUGUAUGUAAAGACAAAAAAUCAAUACGUAUUCACAGGGCGAUUCUGUCCGCCGUUAGCCCAUAUUUUAAGGCAAUUUUUAUAAAUUCGUUAAAUAAGGGAGAGCAAGAAGAAAAGGAAAUCAUCGUUGACGUUCCGAGUUGUUAUAUGAGUCAAAUUCUUGAUUAUGCGUACACAGGAACGUGUGUAGUAACUGCAGAGAAUGUUGAACACUUGCUGCCGAUAGCGGAUCAGUUUGAUGUGGUCGGAGUUAUCCAACUGUGCUGCACAUACCUUUUACAGGAAUUGAGACCUCAUAACUGUCUGGGAAUAUUUAAGUUUGCUAAGUAUUAUUUUUGUAGUGAGCUAGAAAAGAAAGGGAAGCUGUAUAUACGACAGAAUUUCAGCAGAAUCCUGAAAGAAUGCCAAGAAUUCAAUAAUCUUUCUUACGAAGAGCUUGAAGAUCUAUUGCGAGACGAUGAAUUGAAUGUUAGAAACGAGGAAAUUGUAUUCCAAGCGGUCAAAACCUGGGUAGAACAUGAUUUAGAAAACAGGCGGAAAUAUAUUUCAUCGCUUUUGUCUUGCGUCAGGUUUGGCCACAUCAGUUAUAAAUAUUUCAAAACGAAAAUACUGCAGUGGCAGCCAGUCAUAAAUGACGAGAAAUGUCAAGAAGCACUUUACCCAGCAAUGGUAUUUUUAACAGUGUUGGAUUCAAGACCCGGAGCGGAGGCGGAUCUGAAUGAUCCACUGGCAAGGCCUCGAAUACCGUACGAGAUCCUAUUUGCUGUUGGCGGAUGGAGUGCGGGUAGUCCCACAAGUUUUGUGGAAACAUACGACACAAGGGCUGAUCGUUGGUUCCUCUCAAUCCACAUGGACCUCACUCCCCGCGCCUACCACGGUCUCUGCUCGCUAUACAACCUGAUCUACAUGAUCGGCGGCUUCGACGGCAGCGACCACUUCAACACAGUUCGCUGCUACGACCCCGUUGCCAACACUUGGCACGAAAGGGCGUGCAUGUAUCAGGCGCGGUGUUAUGUCAGCGUUGUUGCUCACGACGGCUUGAUCUACGCGCUAGGCGGGUACAACGGUCGCACGCGCAUGUCCUCAGUGGAGCGCUACCACCCGGACCGGAACCAGUGGGAGAUGACCACGCCGAUGAACAAACAGCGCAGCGAUGCCAGCGCUGCUUCGCUGGGCGGGAAGAUCUACAUAGUAGGCGGGUUCAACGGGCAAGAGGUCCUCAGUUCGGCAGAAGUGUUCGAUCCUGACUCGCGGCAGUGGACCCUGAUCCGUUCCAUGCAGUCCCCGCGCUCGGGGGUCAGCCUGGUCGCGUACAGGGACUGUCUGUACGCGCUCGGCGGGUUCAAUGGGUACAGCCGGCUGAAUACUGGUGAGCGGCUGAACCCGGCGCGCGGCGGCGAGUGGCAGGAGGUGACGGAGAUGUUCAGCGCGAGGAGCAACUUCGCCACCGCGCUGCUCGACGACAUGAUCUUCGUCAUCGGAGGGUUUAAUGGUUCAACAACAAUUCCCCACGUGGAGUGCUACGACGGCGACACCCUGGAGUGGUACGACGCGGCUCCCAUGAACCUGAACCGCUCGGCCCUCAGUGCGUGCGUGAUCGCCGGCCUGCCCAAUGCCAAGUCCUUCUCGUAUCUGGCCAAGGCAGUGCCGGCCGCCGGGGCAGACCAAGCCCACCAUUCUUGACGCUGACUUGUACUU